AUGGGGUUUUUAAGUAAAAGAAAUGUUAUUUUAUUAUUAAUUUUGACUAUUUAUUUAAUUUCUUUAUUUUUAAUUUAUUUACAAUUUCCCGAAUUAAAAAGAGAAGAAAGAGAACAUUUUCGUUAUCCACGUAAUUUGGAAGAUGCAAAAAGUUUGGGAAGAAUUUUACUUCGAUAUAAAGAAAGGCAUUUUUUGGUUGUUUUGGCUGGGGUUUCUGCUGUUUAUUUAAUGCUUCAAUCUUUUGCUAUUCCCGGCUCAAUUUUUCUUACAAUUUUGUCUGGAUAUUUAUUUUCGUUCCCCGUUGCUUUAGCUUUAGUUUGUUUGUGUUCAGCAGCUGGAGCGACUGUUUGUUAUUUUAUUUCUUAUAUGUUUGGAAAACGUUUAAUUGUAUAUUAUUUUCCUGCACGUCUUGCUUUAUGGCAAAUUGAGGUUCAAAAACAGGGAGAUCAUUUAUUAAAUUAUAUUAUUUUUUUGAGGAUAACACCUAUUUUGCCUAAUUGGUUUAUAAAUUUGGCUAGUCCUAUUGUUGAUGUUCCUUUAGUUCCUUUCUUCUUUGGCACAUUAUUAGGUGUAGCCCCUCCAAGUUUUUUGUUUAUCCAAGCGGGUACAACACUUCAAAUGAUGACAAAUGCAAAUGUUGUUUGGUCAUGGAAUUCAAUUUUGUUGCUUUCCUUUUUUGCAAUUCUUUCACUUGCUCCCGUCUUGUAUAAAAGGCAAAUGUUGAUACGUUCAAAGGAAGAAGAAAAAAAUAAAUUGAUAAAAUCCGAGUGA
This is a messenger RNA of Meloidogyne enterolobii, 771 nucleotides long. The record is from the annotation of a GenBank genome assembly. NCBI's taxonomy places the organism in Eukaryota, Metazoa, Nematoda, Chromadorea, Rhabditida, Meloidogynidae.